GUCCCCAAACCCCUAAAGCAAAGCCAGCAGCAAAAGCUUCGAACAAAAAUAAUAAUAAUAAUAAUUUUAAAAAAAUUAAUCUGAAACCCUAAAAUUGAUCAGAAAUCUCUCGUCCUCAACCCAUGAAAUCCCCUCCGACAACGACCUUAAUCCAUCAUUCUUGUUCAUAGGGCUUCAUAUUAAGCUCUGUUACUUUCUCACUUUCUCUUCCUCAACAAUGUCUCUCCCACCUGUACAGUGUCUGUACGUUACAGAAGACUGUCUCCGUGAAUGGAAGGCUGGGAACCCUAAUUUUAAGCUCAAUGAUCCCGUUCCUAUGCUCCGCUUUCUUUACGAGCUCUGCUCUAGCAUGGCUCGUGGAGAGUUGCCGCUUCAGAAGUGUAAAGUGGCAUUGGAUUGUGUUGUGUUCACGGAUAAGGUUACAGACGAAGAGAUUGGCUCCAGUCUUGCAGAUAUAGUAACCCAAAUGGCUCAAGAUCUUACAAUGCCUGGAGAAUAUCGUGCUCGUCUAACAAAGCUGGCAAAAUGGCUGGUUGACUCUGGGUUAGUUCCAUUGAGGCUUCUCCAUGAGCGCUGUGAGGAAGAGUUUCUUUGGGAGGCUGAAAUGAUUAAGAUUAAGGCUCAAGAGCUGAAAAGUAAAGAGGUUAGAGUAAACACUCGUCUUCUUUAUCAACAAACUAAAUUUAAUCUUCUUCGAGAAGAGAGUGAAGGCUAUGCCAAGCUGGUUACCCUUCUCUGUGGAAACACAGAAUCUUCAUCAUGUAGUGUAUCAGGAGCAACUAUUGGCAUAAUUAAGUCGUUAAUUGGUCAUUUUGACCUGGAUCCAAAUCGUGUUUUUGACAUUGUAUUAGAGUGUUUUGAACUUCAGCCCGAUAAUAGUGACUUUUUGGAUCUAAUUCCGUUAUUUCCCAAGUCUCAUGCUGCACAAAUUCUCGGUUUUAAGUUCCAAUAUUAUCAGCGUAUGGAAGUAAACGGUCCUGUUCCAUUUGGACUCUAUAAGCUUACAGCCUCGCUGGUGAAGGAAGAUUUUAUUGAUCUGGACAGCAUAUAUGCGCAUCUACUUCCCCAGGAUGACGAGGCAUUUGAGCAUUAUAAUGUUUUCUCUUCUAAGAGACUUGAUGAGGCUAAAAAGAUCGGUAAAAUAAACCUUGCUGCUACCGGUAAAGAUCUAAUGGAUGAUGAGAAACAAGGAGAUGUGACAAUAGAUCUGUUUACAGCCUUAGCAUUAGAAACUGAGGCAGUUGCUGAGAGGGUUGAGGAACUUGAAAAUAAUCAAACGUUGGGCUUGCUUAGUGGUUUCCUUUCUGUGGAUGACUGGUAUCAUGCAAAUGUACUCUUUGGUCGUCUCUCACAUUUGAAUCCCGUGGAGCAUAUACAAAUCUGUAACAGCUUGUUUAGGCUCAUUGAAAGGUCCAUUUCUUCGGUAUACAAGACUGUUCAUCAGGCACAUCUUCAAUCCAUUGGAUCUUCAUCUGGAGCUAGUCUUGAUGCAGUGGAUACGGUAACUUCAUCAGUGCGUGGUUCAUUCAUAGAUCUUCCUAAAGAAUUCUUCCAGAUGCUCGUCUCUGCUGGACCUUAUCUUUACCGUGAUACAAUACUAUUGCAGAAGGUAUGCCGGGUGUUGAGGGGAUACUACUUGUCUGCACUUGAGCUUGUAGAUAGCAGUGAGGCAGUUGGGAAUCCUGAAUCAGUUAAUGGUGUGAAUCGAGAUCCUCGUUUGCAUCUGAAGGAAGCAAGGUUGAGGAUAGAAGAAGCCUUAGGAACAUGUUUACUUCCUUCUCUACAAUUAAUACCAGCAAAUCCUGCAGUUGGACAGGAGAUCUGGGAAGUUAUGAGUCUUCUUCCAUAUGAGGUGCGUUAUCGCUUGUAUGGUGAAUGGGAAAAGGAAGAUGAGCGGAUGCCUAUGCUUCUAGCUGCCAGACAAAUAGCCAAGUUGGACACUAGAAGGAUCUUGAAACGGCUUGCCAAGGAGAACUUAAAGCAGCUAGGUCGGAUGGUUGCAAAGUUAGCUCAUGCCAAUCCAAUGACUGUAUUACGGACCAUUGUUCAUCAGAUUGAGGCAUACAGAGAUAUGAUUGCUCCUGUUGUAGAUGCAUUUAAGUAUUUGACCCAGCUUGAGUACGACAUUUUGGAAUAUGUUGUGAUUGAACGUUUGGCACAAGGAGGGCGAGAUAAGCUUAAAGAUGAUGGCCUAAAUUUGUCAGACUGGCUUCAAUCCUUGGCGUCAUUUUGGGGUCACCUGUGUAAGAAGUAUCCGUCCAUGGAACUGAGGGGCCUUUUCCAGUAUCUUGUGAAUCAGCUGAAAAAGGGGGUAGGGAUUGAGCUUGUUCUUCUGCAGGAGCUUAUUCAGCAGAUGGCAAAUGUCCAGUACACAGAGAACCUGACUGAAGAGCAGCUGGAUUCCAUGGCAGGGAGUGAGACUCUCCGAUACCAGGCCACCUCUUUUGGUGCAACACGAAAUAAUAAGGCAUUGAUCAAAUCCACUAACAGGCUACGAGACUCGCUACUUCCAAAGGAUGAACCAAAGCUGGCAGUACCCCUUUUGUUGCUCAUUGCUCAGCAUCGCUCUUUGGUUGUAAUAAACGCUGAUGCACCUUACAUUAAGAUGGUUAGUGAACAGUUUGAUAGAUGUCACGGGACACUUCUUCAGUAUGUGGAAUUCCUCUCUAGCUCUGUGACGCCAGCAUCAGCUUAUGCUCAGCUGAUCCCCACACUUGAUGAUCUUGUUCGUCUCUACCACCUUGAUCCCGAGGUUGCUUUCUUAAUAUACCGGCCUGUAAUGAGACUGUUCAAGAUAAAGGGAAGUUCUGAUCUCUUCUGGCCUUUAGACAAUGACCCAUCCAGUGCUGCAAUCGCAAAUUCAGAUUCUGAACAUGCCGAACACUCUGGUGAUGCAGUUUUGGAUCUUGGUCCUUCUCGGACGCCUUUGAUGUGGUCUGAUCUUCUGAAUACUGUCAAAAUCAUGUUGCCAUCAAAAGCUUGGAAUAGCCUUUCUCCUGAUCUGUAUACUACAUUCUGGGGGCUCAAUCUUUAUGAUCUUUAUGUUCCUAGAAAGCGGUAUGAAUCUGAAAUUUCCAAACAGCAUGCAGCCCUGAAAGCUCUGGAAGAGUUUUCGGAUAGUUCAAGUUCAGCAAUUACCAAAAGGAAGAAAGACAAGGAAAGAAUUCAAGAAUCUCUAGAUCGCCUGACUAGCGAGCUCCGCAAGCAUGAGGAUAAUGUUGCCUCUGUUCGUAGGCGUCUAUUUCGUGAAAAGGACAACUGGUUGAGCUCUUGUCUUGAUACUCUGAAGAUCAACAUGGAGUUUCUUCAGCGUUGUAUUUUUCCACGAUGUACUUUUAGUAUGCCAGAUGCUGUCUAUUGUGCUGUAUUUGUACACACUCUUCAUUCCCUCGGGACACCUUUUUUUAACACAGUCAACCACAUUGAUGUUCUCAUAUGUAAGACCUUACAGCCCAUGAUAUGCUGCUGCACUGAAUAUGAAGCAGGAAGACUUGGAAGGUUUCUGUAUGAGACAUUGAAGCUUGCUUACCACUGGAAGAGUGAUGAAUCUGUAUAUGAGCGUGAAUGUGGAAACAUGCCAGGCUUUGCUGUGUACUACAGAUAUCCAAAUAGUCAACGGGUGAAUUAUGGCCAGUUCAUCAAGGUACACUGGAAGUGGAGUCAAAGAAUCACACGCUUGUUGAUUCAGUGCUUAGAAUCUUCUGAGUACAUGGAAAUCCGAAAUUCUCUCAUACUGUUGACAAAGAUCUCAGGUGUUUUCCCAGUCACUCGAAAGAGUGGAAUUAACCUUGAAAAACGGGUAAGUAAGAUCAAAAGUGAUGAGAGAGAAGAUCUCAAGGUGUUGGCAACAGGUGUUGCUGCUGCUUUAGCUGCUAGAAAGCCUUCAUGGGUUACAGAUGAAGAAUUUGGCAUGGGUUACCUUGAGUUAAAGCCUGCACCAUCAGUUGCUGCAAAGUCAACAAUUGUCAGAGAUCAGAUGAUGAAAACAAGAACUGUUGAUGGGAGAACAGAAAGACAAGAAAAUGCUUCAAACAUAAAAUCUGAUUCAGGAAUUGUAAAGCUCAAAGGUAGCUCGUUAGUAAACGGGACAGAUGCUCAGUCAUCAAUGCCUUUGGCUGGUUUAUCAUCGGGGACAUCUAGAUCACUUGAAAAUCAUAAACUAGCUGAGGAUUCCACGAAUAGAGACGAAAUUAUAGCAAAAGUCACCCCAAAGACCAGUGCGGAACCUGAGGUGAGAACUCAAACAAAGCGGACUGUGCAAGCAGGAUCACUUGUGAAGCCAGUGAAGCAAGAUCUUACAAAAGAAGAUGGUAGAUCUGGAAAAUCUGUUGGGAGAGCUUUAGGUUCUUCAACUAGUGACAGAGAUAUCACAUCUCAUACACUAGAUGGAAGGCUGGGUGGGGCUACUAAUGUUUCUUCUUCAGUCUCCGUCAAUGGAAACACAGUUUCUGCUUCAACUAAAGCCUCAGUUUCAUCCACAAGAGCAUCGGAUAUUCAUAGUAGUGACUUAAAGCAAGAUAGUGCAGCUGCUAAGGCUUCUGAUUCUAGGAUCUCUGCAUUAAAGGACGAUGGUGUUGAAGCCUCAGAUGCUCCACGACACACCUCGUCACGGCCUGUGCAUUCUCCCAGGCAUGAUUCUUCUACUGCUUCUAAAUCCAGUGAUAAGCUGCAAAAGAGAACUAGUCCUGCUGAAGAAGCUGACAGGCUAAAUAAAAGGCGGAAGGGGGAGAGUGAAGUGAGGGAUUUUGAAGGUGAUGUUAGACACCCUGAUCGUGAGAGGUCUGUCGAUGCUCGAUUUGGGGAUCCCGAUAAGUUUGGAGCUGAUGAACAAAGUGUUCAUAGAGCCACUGAUAAACUUUUAGAUCGGUCAAAAGAUAAGGCCAGUGAAAGGCAUGACAAGGAUUAUAAGGAAAGAUCCGAGCGAUCAGAUAAGUCUCGUGGAGAUGAUUUAGUUGAGAAACCCAGAGACAGGUCAAUGGAAAGAUAUAGUAGGGAGCGUUCUGUUGAGAGGGGUCAAGAGAGGAACAAUGAUAGAAAUUUUGAUAGACUUUCUGAGAAAGCCAAGGAGGAUAGGAGUAAAGCACGUUACAAUGAUACAUCUGUAGAAAAGUCUCAUGCUGAUGACAGGUUUCACGGGCAAAACUUGCCUCCACCGCCACCCUUGCCUCCUCACAUGAUUCCCCAAUCUCUUACUGCUGGUAGAAGAGAUGAAGAUGCUGAUAGGAAGUUUGGAACUACAAGACACUCACAAAGGCUUUCUCCUAGACAUGAAGAGAAGGAACGAAGACGAUCUGAGGAAUCCAUGCUUUCUCAAGAUGAUGCAAAGCGUAGGAGGGAGGAUGAUUUUAGAGAUAGAAAGAGGGAAGAUCGAGAAGGGAUAUCUAUGAAGGUGGAGGACAGGGAUAGAGAAAGGGAGAGAGAAAGAGAGAAGGCAAACCUUUCGAAGGAGGAAAUUGAUGCAAAUGCAGCUUCUAAAAGGCGGAAACUAAAAAGGGACCAUCUGCAAUCAGCAGAAGCUGGUGAGUAUUUACCGGUUGGUCCACCACCUCCUGCUAGUGUCAAUAUAUCACAAUCAUUUGAUGGGAGAGAUAGGGGAGAUCGGAAGGGGGCUGUGAUCCAGCGUGCUGGUUACUUGGAAGAACCCAGUUUAAGAGUUCAUGGUAAAGAAAUGGCCAGCAAGAUGACUCGUCGCGACAUUGACCCAAUGUAUGACCGUGAAUGGGAUGAUGAGAAGAGGCAAAGAGCUGAGCAAAAACGAAGGCAUCGAAAGUAGGGUUGGUAAAAGCUUGACCUGUGCUGCAUUUUUGGUGUAAUUUAUAUUCAUCUUUUUGUGCUUCUCAAUCUCAUGUCAUGUGUUGUAAUAGAUCUUUUUCUUGUAAGAAAUUUUGGGUGUUAUUCAUCCUUAAAAAGAAGUCCAUUUAUUGGCUAUAAAUAGUAUAGUUUAUAGUGGUUAAAACACAUGUACAGUACUGUAAUUUGUUGCAUCAAAUUAUUAUAAUUUAUUUUCCAUUCUCGGCUUUGUACAUCAUGGGAUGAGAAGAAUGUCCCCAUUAAAAAUGCUUCAUUUAGAGAUUGCAAACAAACUAGUGCUGUGCUGCCCUUAACAUUGUGUUUUUAUACAAGUGUACAUGAAUUUUGGUC
This is a messenger RNA of Cannabis sativa, 6141 nucleotides long. RefSeq names its product THO complex subunit 2. The coding region runs from base 218 to 5773 and encodes 1851 amino acids. Gene Ontology annotation, cellular component: THO complex part of transcription export complex. The record is from RefSeq and is a predicted model, not a curated record. Lineage: Eukaryota; Viridiplantae; Streptophyta; Magnoliopsida; Rosales; Cannabaceae. Gene Ontology annotation, biological process: mRNA export from nucleus; mRNA processing. The transcript has 33 exons. Gene Ontology annotation, molecular function: mRNA binding.